Molecule: messenger RNA, 3533 nt
Organism: Cicer arietinum (chickpea)
Lineage: Eukaryota; Viridiplantae; Streptophyta; Magnoliopsida; Fabales; Fabaceae
Product: lysine-specific demethylase JMJ13
Biological process (GO): chromatin remodeling; regulation of gene expression
Cellular component (GO): chromatin; nucleus
Molecular function (GO): histone demethylase activity
Source: RefSeq, a predicted model, not a curated record
UCAGAGCUAAUAAAGCGAUUAAUUAUUUAGGACUAUAAAACUAUAAAUUAUCCCAUCCUUACCCUUUUUUCGGUUUUCUAAGCAUUCGGUUUCUCUCUCUCCUCAUCACUAUUUCUCUCUGUUUUCUUUUCUCGCCGGAAAACAACUUCCGUCGCCGGGAAACCGCCUUUGCUUUUUUCGACGUUAUUCCGCGCCAUCGUAGGAAGCUCUUCACGGUCUUCCGAUUGAAGCGCUUGCAUUCUCUCCCAAUUUUCCGUGGUUGCUCCUACCAGGCGUUGGAUCUCUCUGUAACGCCGUAUCAGCCUCGUAUACGGCACCGUUCGAGAAUGUGGAAAGCCUAGUCCUCUUUUAAGGCUAGCUUUUAAUCUGCAACAUUCAGGAUCGUGAUUUAGGGUUUGUCUCUGCGGUUUGGAUUCGGCUUCGUGAUUCUUUGCUUGCGAUUCAUUCUUCUAGUCAUCGAAGACGGAGACAUACAAGGAGCGAUUGCGUGAUGAAAUGGUGGAAGGAAGAGUUCGUUUAUCUGAGGAAGCUAGAAAUGGGUUAGAAAUUUUGAAGCGUAAAAGGCUUCAGCGUGCAAAAUCCGUCACUGCCACUCAGACUAGUGUUGCAAACAUGAUAAACAGAAGCGGAGGAGAUGCUUUGAGAGGUUCAGCUUCAUGUGGCCCGAGAUUGCAUGGUAAUGCAGAUAUCUUUUUCAAGCGGAAGGUGGAUAAGUUUGAUACUAGUGAUCUGGAAUGGACAGAGAAAAUUCCAGAGUGUCCUGUGUAUUCUCCUACGAAGGAGGAAUUUGAAGAUCCUUUGAUUUAUUUGCAAAAGAUAGCUCCAGAAGCUUCUAAAUAUGGCAUAUGCAAGAUUAUUUCUCCGCUGAGUGCUUCUGUACCUGCUGGGGUUGUUUUAAUGAAGGAGAAAGCAGGAUUCAAGUUUACUACUAGAGUGCAGCCCCUUCGCCUUGCUGAAUGGGAUACUGAAGAUAAAGUAACAUUUUUUAUGAGUGGAAGAAGUUAUACAUUCCGUGAUUUUGAGAAAAUGGCAAACAAGGUCUUUGCACGAAGAUAUUGCAGCGCAGGAUGUCUUCCUGCGACUUACUUGGAAAAGGAGUUUUGGCAUGAAGUUGGUUGUGGGAAAAUGGAAACUGUUGAAUAUGCAUGUGAUGUUGAUGGCAGUGCCUUUUCAUCUUCUCCUACUGAUCAGCUUGGGAACAGCAACUGGAAUUUACAGAAGCUUUCUUGGUUGCCCAAAUCAACUUUGCGGCUCUUGGAAACUUCAAUUCCGGGAGUGACAGAACCCAUGCUAUAUAUUGGAAUGCUGUUUAGUAUGUUUGCAUGGCACGUGGAGGAUCAUUAUUUGUACAGCAUUAAUUAUCAGCACUGUGGGGCGUCAAAAACAUGGUAUGGUAUCCCUGGUCAUGCAGCUUUGGAAUUUGAAAGGGUGGUGAGAGAACAUGUGUAUACUACUGAUAUUUUGUCAAAUGACGGGGAAGAUGGAGCCUUUGAUGUUCUCCUGGGCAAAACAACUCUAUUUCCACCUAAUAUUUUGUUGGAGCAUAAAGUCCCUGUCUACAAGGCUGUUCAAAAGCCCGGGGAGUUUGUAAUAACAUUCCCUAGAGCGUAUCAUGCAGGCUUCAGUCAUGGUUUCAAUUGCGGAGAAGCAGUGAAUUUUGCACUCGGUGAUUGGUUUCCUCUUGGAGCUAUUGCGAGCAGGAGAUAUGCACUUCUGAACAGAGUCCCUUUACUUCCCCACGAAGAACUUCUUUGCAAAGAAGCAAUGCUUCUUCAUACAUGCUUGGAACUUGAAGAACCGGACUUUCCGUCUUCAGACAUUUUGUCUCAUUAUAGAACUAAGAUAUCUUUCAUUAAUUUGAUGCGUUUCCAGCAUUGUGCCCGUUGGUUACUAAUGAAAUCGAGGGCAUGUAUAAGUGUUUCUUCUCAUUCGCAUGGCACAAUUCUCUGUAGCCUCUGCAAACGUGACUGUUACAUAGCAUAUGUUGACUGCAGCUGUCAGAUGCAUCCUGUAUGCCUACGUCAUGAUGUCAAAUCUCUUGACUUCACCUGUGGGAGCAAACACACUCUUUAUUUGAGAGAGGAUAUUGGCGAUAUGGAAGCUGCAGCCAAGAUGUUUGAGAAGGAAGAUAGGAUAUUGGAUGAAAUAAGCAAUCAAUCCAAAAGUGACCAAAAUAUGUAUUCACAUCCUUUGUCAGAUAUGUUUCAGAGAGCUGAAGCAAAUGGGUACGAACCCUAUUGUGAGCUUAAACUUGAUUCUAUCAUAGAAUUUUAUACAACUCCAGAACAGUCAACAAAUAAUCAAGAGUCUGGUACACAAAGUCCAGUAUUUUUCAGACAUUGCUCUGAAAAUCACAAACCAGAAGUGUCUGUGGUUUCCUUUUCUGCUGCAUCCACCCUUUGUUCUCUUUCAGAACCUCUUGACUUCUCUGCUCCCAAAAAUGCCGAGGGGCAGACUAACUUGAAAAAGGGCAGUAUUGAUUUUGAAGAGCUUGGUGAAAGAAUAUCCAACAGUGGAUGCAAAUCUUCACUCUCCCCUGCUCCGAAUCACGGAAGCUCGGCUAAACUGCAUGGUGAUCUUCAGAGACCUGACAUGAAGCCCUUAGUGGAUAACGAGAGUGAUGAUUCUGAUUCUGGGAUAUUUAGGGUAAAGCGUCCUUCCUCUCUGAAAGCUGAGAAAAGAAACGCAAAGGCUAUGUCUUUGAGGCGUUCUGAACAACAGCGACUUAAACGAUUGCAGAAAGUCCUUCCUGAAGGCAAAAGCGGGCAACAAAUGGGUUACAGAACCAGUGAGUCAAGUUACAAAUAUAAUCCUGUUAAUCAUAAAGUUGAUAUGCAAAUAUCCUCAAAGGACAGAUUGGUAAGGGGAAAUGGAACUCCCAUUUCUGUAACAUAUAGAAAGUCGGGUAAUGAGGAAAUUAGUAUGCAUAUGCAGCGAGAUCACCACCGGAGAGAGAGGUUGCAGCAAACUUAUAGGGAAGCACCUUCCAUUGAGAUUGGGCCAAAGCGCCUUAAAGUCCGAGGCCCUUCGUAUUUGGGCAUAGAGAGCAGGUUGAAUUGAAGUUUCAAGUUUGACUAUGCUAACUUCAUUUAGCUAACAGGCUUUCUAACAACACAAAAUCCAAAUGAUUGAUUUUGGAAGCAGCUGCAAGGUAUUAACCAAAUAGGAUAAGAAUUUACAUUCUUUGUGCAGGGAGGCCCUAACAUUUGGGCAAUCUGCACGGGUGGUGAUCCUUUGGGUUCUCUCUGGCCUGGGUGUUUUUCCUACUUCGCUGGGUGAACCUGCAGACACUAGAAAGUUAGGAAUUGAGAUAGUGGCCCGUUAUGUCUAUGUACAUUUGUUUUCUUUUCAUCAGUCUUUUUAGGUCGUGAUAGGAACAUGGUCCCUCCAUUGUUUUCUCAUUAAAAAAUUGCUGUCAGCUGCUUCCGCUUUCGAUGUUAAUUCAUUCUUUUUGUAGAAAUAGGUACAAGUGUACCUAGAACUACAUGAAUAAAAUUUCAAAGAAAUUUCUUAUUUUCUCUCAAUAUCAUUUU